This is a messenger RNA of Penicillium chermesinum, 399 nucleotides long. RefSeq lists its product as uncharacterized. The transcript has a single exon. NCBI's taxonomy places the organism in Eukaryota, Fungi, Ascomycota, Eurotiomycetes, Eurotiales, Aspergillaceae. Bases 1 to 399 code for a protein of 132 amino acids. The record is from RefSeq and is a predicted model, not a curated record.
AUGGGCUCGCCGCAAGACUUGGACUAUAAACCCGGGUGGGCGAUUUACUACAACCAUAACGAGCAAGCACCCGAUAAUGGCAGCCUGGCUCAGGAAUCAUAUCUUCCCAAGUCUAUGUGGAUCUUAUCAGAUACCAAGACGGAGCUCUCUACUGUGACGGAGCUCACAUCCCCAAGACUGAAGCUGCCUUGCCUUAGUAGUGAUGCAGCCGAAAGAGUCUUCCCAAUCCGCUCAGUCGUCUCCUUCGACUCUGUGCCGUCUUCUGCCCUUCCCACUCCCUCCUUUGAGAAACAGGACGCAGCAUUCCCUGGGCUGGUGGAGGCUUCCCAUCAGAACGAGGCUACUAAAGAUGAACCUGAGACACAAAAUAAUACCGCGAAUACCCCGGACCAGAGCUAG